Molecule: messenger RNA, 1015 nt
Organism: Durusdinium trenchii
Lineage: Eukaryota; Dinophyceae; Suessiales; Symbiodiniaceae
Source: the annotation of a GenBank genome assembly
UUGGUCAAGCUUGGGUUGUUGAAGUAAUAACUUCAUUUGUUGAGGAUGUUGGUAAGCUGCAAGCGGCCCGUCACAACAGAGGAAUUGCUGGAACCACUUUUCAAAAGGAGCCGCUUGCACGAUGUCUCGAUGGUUGGGCCUGACGAGCCUUCACCGGUUGCAGUUCAAGAGGCUUCGAGCUGCGACACCGACUUUGUAGAAGCAGCAGCAGAGGCUGUAGAAGAAGCAGAAUUACGUCGACCUGUUGAUUCGCAGGAUCAGCCUGCAUUGAAGCGACUUCGUGGUAUGAUCGAAGGAUCUAAUGCCUCGGCCUCGUCGUCUGAAGCCAAAGAGGCUUCUGUCAACCACUGGGCAGAAGCCCUGGUAAAGUCUCUUCACUGCUGUCCAUCCGUGGAGCAGGCUGUGCAGCGAUGUGGUGUGGCACUCACUGAAUUUGGAUCACAGGUUCGUUUGGCAGCCCUUCGCGAGGCGGAACAGACACGCGAAGAGAUGCGGCCCAACACGAUUGAGGCAACAUGCUCUCGUCUUCAGUCCACAAACAAGGUGCUCCUGAGAGCUGUCCAUCAUUUAGCAGAGCGUUGCCGUCGACUGGAAGGUAGCUCUGGUGAGGUUCAAUCCUUGAGGCAGGCUUUGGAGCAAUCCCAGGAAGCGCAGCGCAGGCUGCAGCACUCAAACCAAGUGCUUCAGGAGCACCUCAAGGUACACCUGAAUGCAUGCCAUUUAGCUGGAGAUUAGUGGCCGCAAGCCAGAUUUGACUCUCACACCCUCGCAAUGUAGGUAGACGUGGACCAACAAAGUUUUUCCCACUUUCGUGCUUUGGCUACACGUUUCCAGCAGUUUGGACAUGGGACUUUCUCAAUGUUGAGAUGCUACACUAGCAGCUUUUUGCUAUACUGGCAAACAACGUGCUUUCGAAGCUGACGCCCGACUCUACGGUGUAGCAAGAUCGACUUCCAGGGUCUCACAGAAGACUUACGGAACAUGUACAAAAGAUGAGCAGCAACUUUGACACGAA